AUGAGGGCUCGGCUCAACAUCCGUGUUGUGGCCAUGUGUCCCGCGACAACAUAUACACCGGCCGUGCAGAAGGGAUACUGCUCUGGAAAAGUACGCGAAACCGACAUGAACAUGACGUCCACAGAAUGUGCCGAGGCAAUGUUGCGCAUUGUGACAGAAGCCGAGUUUGGUGAUGGCAACGUGGUGGAGGCCAUGCAUUUUGGCACUAAAGAAAAGCCUGAUGUCAGAAUACGGGUGGUUCCGUACCAGAAAUUGGCGCCAGAUAUCAACGUGGAGGGUGAAUUCAGCGGCAGAAACAUUCUGAUCGAAGAGGAGAAGCAGUGGGAGCAGCUGACGACCAAGGGAAUGCGAUCCUGA
Messenger RNA from Grosmannia clavigera kw1407, 357 nucleotides. RefSeq lists its product as uncharacterized. The transcript has a single exon. Bases 1 to 357 code for a protein of 118 amino acids. Lineage: Eukaryota; Fungi; Ascomycota; Sordariomycetes; Ophiostomatales; Ophiostomataceae. The record is from RefSeq and is a predicted model, not a curated record.